This is a messenger RNA of Mucor velutinosus, 1662 nucleotides long. RefSeq names its product 60S ribosomal protein L20B. Gene Ontology annotation, cellular component: plasma membrane. The record is from RefSeq and is a predicted model, not a curated record. Bases 1 to 1662 code for a protein of 553 amino acids. Gene Ontology annotation, biological process: reductive iron assimilation. Gene Ontology annotation, molecular function: ferric-chelate reductase activity. Lineage: Eukaryota; Fungi; Mucoromycota; Mucoromycetes; Mucorales; Mucoraceae. The transcript is spliced from 2 exons.
AUGGAUAUGAUGGGCCAUGAUAUGAGUUCGCAGGAAACACCUGCGAACAUCAAUGAACCCUAUGCCAAAAACUUGAUUACCAUCAUUGCAUCUGUCAUUGCAUUUCUUACUGUACGACAUGUGUUUAUUUACAUUUUCAACAAGACCACCAUGUACUCGAAACUCGAAAACAAAAUAAUCAACACAUUCUCUUACACUGCAUUAAAUGGUGCAUCGCCUCCGUUGGGUGCUUUAUUGGUCGUUUUGGCCCUGAUAUCUGCUGUAUUACCACUGCUUUUAUUAAAUGUCGACUUGGCUGUCAAUUCAAAUCGUGCAGGCUUUUUGUGUCUCGUCAUGGUGCCAUUUUUGCUAUCGUCGACUGGCAAGAAUUCAGCCAUCUCGUUGCUGACAGGCAUCUCUAGUAUCAAGCUCAACUUUUUGCAUCGCAUCCUUGGCAUGGCCUUGUUUAUAUGUGCUACUGUUCACAUGUCUACUAUGAUUUAUGCGUGGUCUAAAUUUCCCGCAUUCCUCAAAGCUGAAUUAGCAUUGACCAAAGUGCAGUACGGCCUGGCUGGUUAUGGAUGUCUCUGUGUAGUCAUUCUGGGCAGCAUAUGGCCUGUACGUCUCUUUUGUUAUGAAGCAUUUGUAGCAACUCACAUACUGGGCAUUGCUUUCAUUGGCUGCAUCGCUGUGCACACUCCUUAUGCCAUGCGCUACUUCUUUUCUGGUCUGGUGUGCUACUUGCUGAAUCUGCUGGCUGUUUGGUUUGUCAAGACCUAUGUGGCUCAUGCUCGAUUUGAGAUUCUGCCUGAGGGAUGCACCAAAGUCUCUAUCCGACUGGCGAGUCCCAUCAAGACACAUCACAUUGGACAGUACAUUAACCUAUGCAUCCCUUCCAUCUCUCCAUUCCAAUGGCAUCCAUUCACCAUUACAAGUGUACAGCAGUCAAAUGCAGCUUAUCAAAACUCGAUUGAAGUGUGUGUCUGCUCUCGUGGCAACUUUACUCGCUCCUUGUACAAGUGUGCGCUGCCAGAUCAAGACAUGCGCGUGUUUGUAAGUGGCCCAUUUGGCAGCAAGGAUAUCCAAGCCGCUCGUGUGCUGGACACCUACUCCUCUGUUGUCAUUGCAUCUGGCGGCUCGGGUGUCACAUUUGGUAUGCGCUUGUUGCGUGAACUAACUGACACACUCGUCAUGCAACAGGAGCAACAGGAUGACAACAGCCAUGCCUCUCUGCUGAACCAUAACAAAACCAAGGACAUUUACUUUUUCUGGUGUGUGCGACGUCCUUUGGAGAUAGGAUGGUUUCGCCAGGAGUUGGAGCAAAUCAACUAUCUCUACCAUGCGCAUGACCAGUUCCCCAACUUGCAUAUCAAGUUCCAUAUCACUGCUGGUGAAACACACGGCAUGAUCCAAGAAUCGGCCUUGACUGAGAGCAGCGCCAACAACAAGGAAACGAUCGACUCGGAAGAUGCCACUACUGCCAAUCAUUAUCAAUUAGGUCCUAGAAAAGACAUUGAUGUCGUCUAUGGAUGUCGUUUCGAUGCCCAGUCUGUGUUGGCCUCAGCGAAUGGUGAUGUGGGUGCUUUUGUGUGUGGUCCUACAAGCUUUAACGCCUCAUUCAAAAAUCAAGUAGCCUUGCAUAGAUCCAAUGUACAUCUCCACUGUGAGAGCUUUAGUUACUAG